AUGGAGUCUCUCUCACGUCCUUUUCUCCCCAGAAAACUUUCCAAUGCAACUACCUUCUCACCCAGAAACUCCUACGACGGCGUUUUUUCCGGCCACCGCCACAACUACGCCGGAGCUUCACCUAUUGACGUUCAAGACUACCGUGAGAUUUUCGCUAACUCCUCAGCUGCUUCAUCGAUUCCUGUGCUUGAUCUUUCGACUUUAAGAGAACCCUCUUCUGAUGCUUUGAACUUGAAUUUGCACUUGAACUUGAACUUCCGGAGUUCGGAGCCGGAUUACUCUAAGAUUUUCGGUGGCAUUCGUGACGAAGAUGUCGCUGUUUCUUAUGAAGAACUAUUUGCUCGCGACAAAGCCAGGGCUCCUUCAUCAAAAACAUCAUCUUCACCAGAUUCAGAUAAUUUGUCUCAUCACUCUGCUGAUGCCUUGAAGCAAUUUAACAUGUCAUAUAAUAAGAUCAGCCGAAAAAAUAAAGAUGGGUUAGAUCAUGGGACAAGACAUGUCACACAAUUACAUGCCAUACCUGGAUUUACCCGUUUCAUUGAUGAAGCAAUUCCUCCAUUAAUGGAAGCCAAGAAGCAGGAUUCCGCAGCAGUUCAUGUUAGUUUAGAUUCCAUUAAAAGAAGUAAACAUCAUCCCUCUACAGUAUCAUCACCUUCGUCUUCACCAAAUAACAUAGUUGAUCAUAAAGAUUAUCCAAAAAAAUCAACAGCUAUGAAUUCCGAGUCAUGUGAAAGUGAUGCUUCUGAAAGUUAUUUUGAUGCAGAAGGUGAUGCGAAUUCAGCUGCUUCUGCUUCUGCAGCUGCUCUGAAGAAAGCAAUAGAGAAGGCUCAAGAAAGUAUACGGAUUGCAAAAGAAUCAGUUGGAAGAAAGAAGAAAGGGCUUCGAAGCUUUUCAAGUAAAAGCUUCAAAGAUAGCUUGAAAGUUGAAGAACCAAAAUGCAAAGAUGAAGUGAGAGGGGUAUUUGAAAGAAGCACUGCUUCUGUUACAUCACAUGUUGUGGGUAGAAACCGUAAAUAUGGUGAUACAGUAGUUUUUCCAGAUUUCAUGGACAGUGAGAAACUUUCUGUUGCAAAAAGGGUUAUUGAUGAAAUACAUGGAAAAUUUUCAGAAUCAACUAAAGAAUCUUCGAUAUUGAAAGAUAACACCAUUGUUUCAAUUUCUACACAAGUUACACACGAAACAGUAGAAAUUGAUAUUUCCAGAGAAUCGAACGACUUAACUGUGUCUUUAAAGGUUGAAGAAGAUGAGAAGAAAGUACCCCUAGAAUCAGUUUUAUCAGAUAAUGAGAAACAAGAAGAGGUUCUUGAACAAGAACACCUCAAGAAUGCAGAGAAAAGUGAUGAUGAAGCAAGUGAUAACAUACAAGAAAGUAAAGAGAGUGAAGGAAUCUGUCAUAACAAGUUACAAAAAGACGAUUUCGAGAAGAAACAUGAAGAUAACCACAUAGGUGAUCAAAAGGUGGAAACUUUGGAACUUGAUCAUAACGUUAUCGAAGAAAUGGAAACACACAAGUAUUCCAAAGUUGAUAUGAACGAUAACAAUGAGGAAACAACUCAAGAGGUUGAUGAUGAUGAUACAGAAGCAAUGAAGGAAACAGCAGAUGAAGUUAUUGAAAAGACUUCAAUAGAUCAAACUUCCUCUGAUGACUAUGAAGAUGAAUACGAAGUGAAAUCCGACGAAACUAAUGGAUCCGAAGAGAACGAUGUUGAAUCCGAAUCAUCAUCUUCAAGAGAAGAAGAAGAAGAAGAAGAAGAAAGUCAAACUAACAUCCAACUUCCCCACAAUGAAAACCCUAAAAUCGAAACCACAAAGGAGACGAUUGAUGAGGUGGCAGCUAGAGAAAGGGAGAGGGAGAAAGACAGAUUAGCUGUCGACAGAGCAAUUCGCGAAGCGCGUGAGCGGGCUCGUGAAAGAGCCGAACGAGCUGCUGUUGAAAAAGCCACCGAAGAAAUAAGACAACGAAUGAGGGCUGACGCCCAACAAAAAGCUGCAAAAGCUUCUGCGCAGUCGAAGCUGAGAGCUGAGCGAGCCGCAGUCGAGAGAGCCACGUCAGAGGCUCGACAACGAGCUUUAGAGAAGGCAAUGACUAAAAAGCCCUUGCAGGAUUCUUCUAAUGGAACAACAACUUCUGAAUCGGCUUUAAGAAAUAAAGCCAAAUUGGAAAAGGACAAUCGAAUCAUGGAAAGAGCGGCUAAAGCGCUUGCAGAAAAAGAGAAACGGGAUUUGCUUGCUCAAAAGGAAGAAGCAGAGAGAAAUAGAUUAGCGGAGAAUCUUGAUGCUGAUAUCAAGAGGUGGUCAAAUGGGAAAGAAGGGAACUUGCGUGCAUUGCUUUCAACACUACAAUAUAUUCUUGGAGGUGAAAGUGGUUGGCAACCGAUUCCAUUGACAGAGAUUAUAGGGAGGAGCGCUGUAAAGAAAGCUUACAGAAAAGCAACUCUUUGUGUUCAUCCUGACAAGUUGCAACAACGAGGGGCAAGCAUUCAACAUAAGUAUAUAUGCGAAAAGGUUUUUGAUCUUUUAAAGGCGGCUUGGAAUAAAUUCAACUCCGAAGAAAGAUAGCAGCUUCUUAUCGUUUGGAAGAAAGUCAUGGUGUUUGGUUUUGGGGGUGAUUAUUUAUUUAUUCAAGAGAUGUAUUAUUUUCUUUAUUGAUGUUGUGAUUUACAAAAUGGAAAAGAGAAAAGAGUUUAGUGGUUUCGGGUAUAUGAUUUCUCAUAUGUCAGAGCACAUGUGAGAAGUCAUUAUACCUGGAAUUUGACA
This is a messenger RNA of Lactuca sativa (garden lettuce), 2757 nucleotides long. RefSeq lists its product as uncharacterized. NCBI's taxonomy places the organism in Eukaryota, Viridiplantae, Streptophyta, Magnoliopsida, Asterales, Asteraceae. Gene Ontology annotation, cellular component: intracellular membrane-bounded organelle; cytoplasm; vesicle. Gene Ontology annotation, biological process: clathrin-dependent endocytosis; clathrin coat disassembly. The record is from RefSeq and is a predicted model, not a curated record. Gene Ontology annotation, molecular function: clathrin binding.